Molecule: messenger RNA, 2049 nt
Organism: Hemicordylus capensis (graceful crag lizard)
Lineage: Eukaryota; Metazoa; Chordata; Lepidosauria; Squamata; Cordylidae
Product: lipase member M-like
Exons: 10
Coding region: 13-1425 (470 amino acids)
Biological process (GO): lipid metabolic process
Molecular function (GO): hydrolase activity, acting on ester bonds
Source: RefSeq, a predicted model, not a curated record
AAGUCUUCUCCCAUGCUGAGCCCAAUAUUCCCCCUCGGUCUGGUCUGGUCUAGUGGUCUCUCAUCUAUUUUUAGCUGCAGACUCAACAGCCGAUGGGGAAGGGAGGGCGCAGGGCAGCCACAGUGCAACCCCACCAUCAAAAACAGCCCAAAUGAAAACAACAUCAAAUUUUUGAAAAGAGAGGCGGGGGGAGCUGGCCUGGGCUGGCUCAAGCACCUUCUCUCCCUAGCAAACACCAGGUCUAAGAUGUGGCUGUUUAUAGUAGUGGCAUGCCUAAUCCCACAGGUUACAUUUUCAAAAGGACUCAUAAGACAUCAGAAUCCUCAACAAUCUAUGUCUAUUAGUGAAAUAAUCCAAUAUUGGGAAUACCCCAGUCAAGAGUAUGAAGUCCUGACAGAUGAUGGCUAUUACCUACAGGUAAACAGGAUUCCCAGUGGAAAACAUGCUCCAAAUAAAAGAGGGCCUAAACCAAGUGUAUUACUGCUUCAUGGUUUUGGAGCUGAAGGUAGGUGCUGGAUUGCAAAUCUUCCCAAUAACAGCCUGGCAUUCGUUCUAGCAGAUUCUGGCUAUGAUGUCUGGAUACUAAAUAAUAGAGGGACUACCUGGUCUAGAAGACACAAGACACUUUCAAAUAACCAAAAUGCAUUUUGGGAUUUCAGUUUUCAUGAAAUGGGAAUGUAUGAUGUUCCAGCAACAAUAAACUUCAUUCAGCAGAAAACUAAGGUAGAAGGAUUAUAUGUUAUUUCCCAGGCCCAGGGUAGUACACUAGGUCUUAUUGCCUUUUCAGCCAUGCCAGAGCUUGCUAAAAAAAUCAAGUUAUUUGUCUGUUUAGCUCCAACCUACACAAUGGUGGACAUCAAGGGACCUACUCUACCAUUUAUGCUACUCCCUGAAGGAUUCAUAAGACUUGUGUGGGGAAAUAAAGAAUUUUCUCUUCUUAAUAAAGAAAUGAAAAAAGCCAUUUCCACGCUGUGUAGCUACAAAGGACUGGACAGAAUAUGCCUUGAGUUCAUUUUCAUGAGUGAAGGACGUAACGAAAACAACCUAAAUGUGAGUCGAGUAGAUGUUUAUCUUGGAUUGUUUCCAGAUUCUAGUUCUGUAAAAACACCAAUACACUGGAACCAGGUUUUUAAAUCCAAAGAAUUUAAACAGUUUGAUUAUGGCAGUAAUAACAAAAUUAUGUACAACAUGACCACUCCUCCAUUUUAUAAAAUAGAAGACAUGACUGUGCCAACAGCUGUGUGGAAUGGUGGAAAGGACCUUAUGACAAGCAAAAAGGACAUUGAAUUGCUGCUUCCUCGCAUCCCUAAUUUAGUUUUCUACAAGUAUAUUCCUGACUGGCAGCAUGUAGAUUUCCUCUGGGGUCUUGAUGCUCCAGAGCGCUUAUUCCCUGAUAUGCUUUAUCUGAUGAAACAGUACAUAUGAAGGCUCAUAAUAAUAAGUAAUCUGUCUUUAUUCCAUUUUAAUGUGGCAAGAAAAAAAAUUGGUAGACAUUGUGGCUCUAGCCUAGCUCCUCAUGGCAUAGUGCACAGUGGGGAGGAUGAAUUUUGAGGAUCCUUCCCUCUCUCUAAGCACCAUGUGCCUUGCAUGGAUAUGUCCCUGAGGGCAAUGCAGCCCUCAGGGACAUCCUUUUCAGGUGACACAAGGCAUUUCCAGGAGAAGAAAUGGGGUAGCGAAUUUCACCCAUCCCUUCUUCCAUCAGAAGUGCUUUGUGCAACCUGAAAGUACGUUCCUGAGGGCUAUAUGGUGCUCAGGAACAUAUUUACGCAAGGCACAGGGCACUUCGAAGAGAAGGAAGGAUUCAUGAAAUUAUUUGUCCCCACUGUGCAUUGCCUUCAUGGGGAAAGCUUUCCUAGUAGCCACAGUGCUUUCAGUUCUACACCUCCUACAGUAAUUAAGCUUUCAGCCUAUGCCUUGAAAUCUUGACUUUUAAUCCAUUUCUGAACUGUAUUUUAACUACUCAGUAUUCACCACUGAACAUCUACUAUGCAGCAUUCAGGAUGCACAAGCAAAAUAAUUUGUGUGUGUUCCAAUUAAAUAAUUGAUUGA